CAGAGUAAUGAGAAUUCCGUGGAGCCAGAGCUGCUGGCAGUGGCAGCAGUGGUGUUGCCAGCCGAAAUCACUGAGCACCUUUCUAGCCGGCUAUAUUGCCACAGAAGUGAGGCAGCACAGCUGUCCAGAAAGAAGUGGCCCAGCCUAGAAAUUGAUCCCUCACCUUUGGUGGCCAAGCCAAGAGAAACCUGAGCCACAGUGAUCGGGUCUAGGUUGGCUGAUUUUGAGCCCUGAAUCAGCGGGAAAGGGCUUGGUUUUUUACUUUGCUUUCCGCUGCCCUGCUCCAUAGCCUUGGCCUUUAGAUGACGCCAGAGGCCUCAAUCAUCCUUUGAGAGGUGUUGGCCGUUUAGCCGCCGCCGCUGCCGCCGCCAUCUUCUGUCAGGAUGGCAACCCUCAGCAGUGCUGAGUCCAGAUUCAUCGUGGGAGAGAAAUACAGACUGGUAAGGAGGAUCGGGUCCGGCUCCUUCGGAGUAGUUUAUCUCUCGGUUAAUAUCACCAAUGGAGAGGAAGUGGCAGUGAAACUAGAGUCACAGGAUGCCAAGCAUCCCCAGUUAUUAUAUGAGGGCAAAUUCUACAAGCUUCUGCAGGGUGGGGUUGGCAUCCCCCGCUUAAGGUGGCUCGGUCAGGAUAAAGACUAUAAUGCCCUAGUCAUGGAUCUUCUGGGACCUAACCUGGAAGACCUCUUCAAUUUCUGUUCUCGGAAGUUCACCAUAAAAACUGUUCUUAUGUUGGCUGACCAGAUGAUCAGUAGAAUUGAAUACGUUCACACAAAGAACAUCAUACACAGAGACAUUAAGCCGCAUAACUUCCUUAUUGGUACCGGGCGCCACCGCAAUAAAGUAUUCCUUGUUGAUUUUGGUUUGGCCAAAAUGUAUAUAUCCAGUAGUACAAGGAAACACAUACCAUGCAUAGAAUAUAAAUACCUCACUGGCACUCCCCGAUAUGCUAGCAUCAAUGCUCAUCUUGGUUUUGAGCACAGUCGCCGAGAUGACAUGGAGUCAAUAGGUUAUGUUUUGAUGUAUUUUAAUACAAGCAGAUUGCCAUGGCAAGGAAUAAAGGCUACCACAAAGGAACAACGCAAUGAAAAGGUUAUGAAAAUGAAGAUGUCCACUCCUGUAGAUGUUUUAUGUGAGGGGUUUCCAGCAGAGUUUGCCACAUACUUAAAAUAUUGUCGUGCACUGCACUUUGAUGAAACUCCGGAUUACAAUUAUCUGAGGCAGCUAUUCCGCAGUCUUUUUGAGACCCUGAAUGACCCGUGUGACUGCACCUUUGACUGGACAUGGUUACAGCACAAAGCAGCACAGCCGGCGACAUCUUGCAGUGGGCAGGUUCAGCACGCCCAAUCCCCCACAAAUUUCCAGGCAUGAUAUGUGGAUCAGAAGAAGCAGAGCAGAAGAUUGAAGUUGCAUUUGUUUUUCCCCACAUUUAGAAAUUUCCAUUUGCACUAAUGUUUGUGGAAAGCUAUUUACUUGGUAUUAAAAGCUUAAUUUAUAAACUAGCUCUGGGCUGCAUUGCUGGUACUGUAUACUUGAGUUGUAACCACUGUUAUUGUGAACCUUUACAGAAAUAGUGAAACAUGGUGUCUGGUACUCUGUUGCAUUUUUCAAGAGGGAAGGUUAGCUAAAUGCUUGACACAUACAAAUUGGUGGAGAAAUUGUGCUACGACAGUUUUUUGGUAAGCUCUUUAUAUUUUCUGCUCUGAAAUAUAUACUGCUUUGAAAUAUUUCAGACAAAUGAC
This is a messenger RNA of Oryctolagus cuniculus (rabbit), 1738 nucleotides long. The record is from RefSeq and is a predicted model, not a curated record. Lineage: Eukaryota; Metazoa; Chordata; Mammalia; Lagomorpha; Leporidae.